UCAGUCGGAAAUCGAAUUUUAAUGUUUGUUGCAUCAUGAGUUGUAUUUCUCUGUGAAACCACAUGAUCAUCUGCAAAUUCUGUUCGUUUGAGAAAUAAGAACUGACGACAAUUUCUUCUGUCCGAUUGCUUUACUACAAAGCGUGUUUUAUGACCAUGUUUAAACUGGUCAAAAUUCACGUACUUGUCAACAGGAGGUUUUUAAAAUUUACCAAGUGGCUGUCGCUGAACACGCUUUGUUUAUAAUAUAACGAAAUGGACAACGCUGGCUUAAUGACUAUUUUACUAGAUAAAUAUCAUUUAACAGUCGGCGAGACGGUAACGUUAUUUUGUCAUGGCCUGACAACAAGUGCAACAGACUGGAUUGGGUUGUUCUAUGAAGGUGAGGUUGACUCGGUUACAAACUACUUGGAUUACAAGCGAGGAGAAAAUUUUAAUAAGAAGGGCCUCAAGUGGUUGAUUGGUGGCAACGUCAAUUUUCAACUAGUGGAGAAUAAAUGUCUAUUUAAAUACGUGGAUGGCGCUUUGGGAUCGGUUAAAGCUGUCAGUAAUGUGGUUCAUAUUAUUAACACGGAGCUACAGCCGGAAACAAUGUCACCUUCUGGCACCCUUAAUUUAUUUUCUGGCCAACUCAUCCAGUUUACAAUCACAGGUAUGAAAGCUCGUAAUCUAAAGCGAACCUUGUUCGGUCGUCCAUCUCCAUAUGUCAAAAUAAGUUUACGACCAGGUAGAAUGCAACGUAAGACUUUUCGUGCCCAUCAUGGUUCUGUUGGCAAAACAAGAUGUCAAGCAAACACCACUGAACCUUUUUGGCCUGGUGAGAUGUUCGUCUUCAAAGCAAGUAUCUGGGAUAUUUUGGAUAUUGAAGUACGCAAUAGGUCUGUGGGAUUAAAACCAUCAUUCAGCAAAUUUCUUGGAAAAUUGCAUUUUCCUCUGCGAGAGCUACUGUCAAAGGGAAGAAACAGGACACAAAUUUUCACUGGUGAACUUAUGAAACGUGAACCGUCGCGGAAGAUACUUGGGACAUUUUCACUAACGAUAAAAACUGAUCGUGAUCUUCCAGGCGCUAGGAAUGGAAGACGUGUAGCUUCUCCCGAUAGUCUUGACUCUAAUGAUCCAAAUGGCGAGUUAUCUCAUUUAAGCAACGGUGAUGAACAUCCAUCGACAAGCGAUGAUCGGCGACCCUCAAUAAAUGCCUCUACCCCUAGCGAUGAUCUAAACUCUCGUGAUCAAUCUGAUGCAAUAUCCAUACCGUCAUCGCCGAUCACCCGUAAUGUUUUCUUUGAUCGAGCUGCAGCACAAUCACAACCAGAUUUACUUGGUAUGCCUUACUCCACCCACGAAAACAUCAUUUUAAGAAAAAGACAUGUCUCGCACGGAAAUGCUGACGAUCCACCCGGUGUGAACUCUCGUUUUUCCAUGCCUCCAUUUUUGCUCUCGCGCAUUUCCUCACGUAGCAUGGAAACCCCUUCAAUGUCUAGUAGUUAUGCAAACGAGGUGACGUUGCGAAUGAUUGGUGCUGAAGGUGAGACUGUGAGCCAAAAUUCCGAGUCCGACGAAAUUCCCGAGUGCGCUGUUGUACAUCCUGACGAAGUGGCCACUUCAUCUAUGCAACAUGAAGUUAGCACUCCUGACAAUGGCAGCGACUCUAUUGGUGUGACACAACCUUCUUCUCGAGGUGUAAUUACUACUGUGGAAAGCAACAAUAGUGAUGCGAACGAUGUUGCUGAUGACGAGAGAAAUAAUGAUGCAAAUUUAGGUAGCAUGGAAAGUAAUGAAAAUGAAACGUCAAAUGUUGUCGACGUUGGUGAAGGCUCACAUUUAAAUGCAAAUGAAACUACUUGUGCAAAUGAUGAGAGCAACCCGAAUGACUUGCAGUCAAACAGUGAGUCAAAUCAUCCUGAGAACACACAUGUAGCUAAUAUUAGUGGACAUUUAGAAAUUGUUUCACUUUCAAAUGUUGUUAAUCAUGAGACUAAUGUGCUUGAAGAUACACCUUCUGUGUCUCAAAAGAUUUCAACACAAACGGAAUCUGAGUUAAGUUUAUCUGGCUCUGUUACAACUAUUUCAUCCAUGGAAGCUUCGCAUAGCGAGGAAAAUACUUCUGGCUUAUCCAAUUCUCAUGGCGAUAACUCAUCACCUUUGGUAUUGCUUGCAACACAAGAUCAAGUGGACGUUGGGGAUUCUUAUGUUAAUGACCAAAACAAUAGUGAUGUACCUGAUCCACUGAUCGAAAGUCAUGAAAGUGUUUUGUCUGGUUCUUUACAGGACGUCAUGGAUCGUGGAGCCAGCGGUAACAGUGAUGCAGUGAUAACCAACGUAGGUAUAUCAAAUGAAGAAAUUGGACUCAAUGAACAACAACUAUUGAAUGUUGAACAGUCGACACUUCCUAAAGAAUCUGUGACUACUCAUAAUGUAGGUGAACUUCCUGUCAUGAGUUUUCGGUCUGAUUCUAAUGUUAUAUCUAGCGAGUCCACUGAUGUUGAAGGUACAUCACCCAGAAGGACUAUUGGUACUUGCACACUUAGAACAUUAUUUCAAAUACCUGAUGGAGAUAGCACAAUCGCUCAGCCUGUUGAAGUUACAACUGAACAUAAUGAUUUAGAUUUUAAUAAUGAUUUACUCAGGAAUGUUAAUCAAACGUCUGGUGAUACUGAACAUGUGAGCGGUGAUUCGGUAGAAACAAACAUAAAUUAUUCUAAUGAAAGAAGUGAGAUUUUAGAGAGCCCUGCUGAGAAUGACAACAUCUUGAGAAGUUCGAAUUCAAUGUUUCCUGUUGAAAGUACUGAACGUGAACCUUCGAAUAUAUCAUCAAAUUUCGGGAAUUUUUCAUCAGGUGAGUCUGAUGGUCGUGUUGGUACAAAUACUAUUGGUGUAUUGAACGAUAAUGUUGAGUCAAUAACUGAGCGUCCGUCACAGGAUCAAGCUAUUUCAAUGAAUAGUUACACAGAAGAAAGGUUACCAUGGCAUGAAAAUUUGGCUGGUUCAUCCUCAAUCGACGCGAACAAUCGUUCAGUUCUAAAUAAUGAUAUUCAUCAAACUUCAACACCUUCGUUUGUUGGCUCUUCCAAGAACCAGAUUAAACACUUGCGCUCAAAAAAUCUAUCAAUUCGGCUACCAUCUCGUACACCUACUCCAUUUCCUGUACUUCAUGUCGUACCACCAAAUGUACCAGUUUCUCGACGCUUAUCUGAAAACGGCGAUGCAUCGUCUUCAGUCGAUCCUGAGCCUGAAUCCGAUGGAAAUAUUGCUGUGCAUGAACGAAAACCAAAUUCCUCGUCCACUAGAUCGCUUGCAAGAGACGUAUUUGACACACCUGAUAAUUCUCGUGAUUUGAUAGAUAGAGGUACCUCCAGCUCCAGAUCUUCACAUCUCGAAGCAACUGCAUCAUCCGUGUCAAACGUCUCGAACACCGAGAGGACACGUCGUACUUCGAGUAGUCACACCAAGAGAAAAAACAAAUCUCGUAACAGCAUGAAUCAGCAUUUGUCGACAGCGGAUACUGCCAAUGAAAUUGUUAAUUCAUCUGGACACGAGCGACCUAGACGAGGAAGAGCUGCUAGACAGAGAAGUGUUGAUCAUCCAGUUGGUGAUGGUGAGAAUGGAAAUACGGAGGGAGCAACGUCAUCACAUCGUCCUGAGUCCAUCUAUAUUCAGAUUUCCGAUUUUGCAAGGGAUGAUGAAGCGAUUGGCGAGCCGUUGCCACCACAUUGGGAGAAAGCUGUUGACACAUAUGGUCGUAUUUACUACAUUGAUCACGAAAACAGAAUUACUACUUGGAUAAAGCCCAGUGUUGCGUCAGCGUCUGAAACAUCUUUGAAUGAGGUUAAUCAUCAAAGACAAAACCUUGAUAGAAGGUAUCAAAGUUUUCGUCGAACUAUAUCUGGUCGAAGGCGACGACGUUCUCACGAUGUGGCGAUCAGCGGAAACACUGACAACGUUAUAUCCAAUGAAAACUCAAAUUCUAACGAACCGUCUGUAGUUUCCACGAGCAGUGAUGAUGCAUCCAAUCCAAACAGGGAAUCACGGUCUACACCAUCACGUGAUACCAUGAACGAGCAAUCUUCCAACGAGGGAAGAAAUUCUAUACCGACGCCAGACACUAACACGCCUUCAGCACGUGGUGAAAGUUCGAGAUCCAGUGAUACAUCAACAGAUAGAGCUUCCGGUGAUAGACGACGGUUGUUGAAAUCAAGUUACGUAAAGUUCCUCACUCGACCGGAUCUGGUAUCAUUUCUAAAAAACAGUGGGGCUGCUGGUCAGCUUUAUUUUAACAGUCCAGAACUCAAGCACAUUGUGAAACAAAUCCAGCGAGAUGCACGACAAUAUCUCAGAUACAUGCAUGAUCGUAGCUUGGUAUCAUUUUUAAAUUCGUUUGCUGAUGCAUCGCAGCCAUUACCUCGUGGAUGGGAACAGAAAACUGAUCAACAUGGCCAGAAGUACUUCGUGGACCACAAUAGUCGAAGUACGAACUUCGCCGAUCCUCGGCUCCCAAUCGAUGGCCCUCACGGACAAAGCCGAUCAAGGGCCACUAUAGAGACAGCGUAUUCAGAUCGGUUAAGACGUCGUCCUCCCCCCGGAAUGCAGCGAGUUACGGUUACAAACACUCCCAGCUCUUCCUUCCAGAGAAACGAAGAAAAUAGGCGAUCUGAAAGAAAAACAUACAAUCAGCAGAUCGUUGAGUUCCUUCGUCAAGACAACAUACACGACGUUCUCGCCGCUAAAGAUCCUGCAUAUUCGAGCAAUGUUACAUUGAAAUGCUGUGUGGACAAAAUUCGAAGAGAUGGCGAACGAUCGUUGAGACUUUUAUCGGAUAAUGUGGACCUUAUUGUUUUGUUAAGUAUGUUUGAAGAAGAUAUUGUUUCAUGGUUGCCAGAUGGACCCAAAACUCAACCUGCAGCACCCGAUAGAAGACGGAACUUUACAAAUGGAAUUGUCGAGUCCGGAACAAGUCCCCGCCAAACCUCGAAGCCAGCUCCUUAUAAACGUGACUUCCAAGCUAAAGUCAAAUCACUUCAUAAGAAUAUUGCUCACAAAGGACUGGGUCAGGGACAAAACAAAAUCUCUUUGGUAAUUCGUCGUGAACACAUCUUAGAAGAUGCCUUUGAUCAGCUGAUGAGGCAAAGCCCUAAAUCUCUUCAAGAAAGCAAGCUGGAAGUAUCGUUUUCUGGAGAGGAAGGACUAGAUUACGGUGGACCACAAAGAGAAUUUUUCUUUCUCCUAUCGCGUCAGUUGUUCAAUCCUUAUUAUGGUUUAUUUGAAUAUUCUGCGCAAGAUACGUACACUCUUCACAUCAGUUCAAUGUCUUCCUUCGUCGAUAAUGCUCACGAAUGGUAUAGAUUCAGUGGACGUAUUAUUGCUUUGGUCAUCAUUCAUCAGCAUUUGCUGGACGCCUUUUUCACGCGACCAUUUUACAAACUAUUACUAAAAAGCUCUUGUGAUUUGCGUGACGUCGAAGCCCUUGACGCGCAAUUUCACCAAAGCUUAGCGUGGAUAAUGGAAACUGAAAGUGAUAUUUCCCUUCUUGAUCUCUCGUUUACAGUCAAUGAAGAACUAGGUGGUCAGAUAACUGAAAGGGAAUUACUACCUGGUGGUAAAGAUAUUAGAGUGACUGAAGAUAACAAACUUGGUUAUGUUGAAUUGAUGUCCAACUGGAGGAUUGAUGGAGGAGUUUCAGAACAAAGAAAGAGUAUUUUGAAAGGUUUUUACGAGAUUAUUGAUUAUGAAUUGGUCUCGAUAUUUGAUGCCUGUGAACUAGAGCUUUUGAUAUCAGGCACUGCAGAUAUCGAUGUUAAUGAUUGGUUUUCCAAUACCGAGUAUCGUUCUGGAUAUCGUCCAGAUCAUAAAGUGAUCCGAUGGUUCUGGCAAGCUGUAAAGAGUUUCGACAAUGAGCAAAGAUUGAGACUGCUUCAGUUUGUCACUGGUACGUCAAGUGUACCUUACGAAGGUUUCGUUGCACUACGUGGAAGCACCGGAUUAAGGAAAUUUUGCAUUGAAAAGUGGGGCAAACACACCAUGCUACCAAGGGCACAUACUUGUUUUAAUCGUCUCGAUUUGCCAUCGUAUCACAGUUACAACGAACUUUUAGAAAAAUUAACUCUUGCUGUUGAGGAAACUAGUACAUUUGGAAUUCAGUAAUCCUUCAAAGGAACUUAUUUAUAGAUGAUAGAAUUACAAUGAGAUUCUUAAUAGUAUGAAAAAGUUAAAUGUAUUAUAGUUUGUUAUGUGGGAACAGAAGAAAUUGCACGAGUUUUACAUAUAUUUAAGAUAAUGCUAUGCACUGGUUGCCAGAAUUCUAUGGAAAUAUGUACUUUUGAGUGACGCUAAGCGAAGAAAUUAUACCACAAACAUCACAAA
This is a messenger RNA of Xenia sp. Carnegie-2017, 6356 nucleotides long. Its product is annotated as E3 ubiquitin-protein ligase HECW2-like. Gene Ontology annotation, molecular function: ubiquitin-protein transferase activity; protein binding. The record is from RefSeq and is a predicted model, not a curated record. Lineage: Eukaryota; Metazoa; Cnidaria; Anthozoa; Malacalcyonacea; Xeniidae. Bases 255 to 6137 code for a protein of 1960 amino acids. The transcript has 28 exons. Gene Ontology annotation, biological process: regulation of dendrite morphogenesis.